Molecule: messenger RNA, 2325 nt
Organism: Penicillium egyptiacum
Lineage: Eukaryota; Fungi; Ascomycota; Eurotiomycetes; Eurotiales; Aspergillaceae
Source: the annotation of a GenBank genome assembly
AUGAGCUCGCAAGGAAUAACCCGCAAGAGACCUGCACCGGGAACAGUACCCCCCGUCCAUCCUCAGAUGAACCCUGUACCGAACUUUCCGGCCACUGCGAACCCUGGAUCUCAGCUUUCGAACGAUCAAUUCUUACAAUGGGGCCAGAACCCCCCCGUCAACGCCAUCAAUACCUCCGCCUUCUCUGAUUCAUCCUACAACCCCGUAGGUUUUGCGCCACCCCAAGAUGUGUCGGCACCGGCUGCGACAGCAUCUAACCAGCUCGCCCGCCGACAAGCGAACCAGGUGGUCAGCCGAAACCGUGGCUACGAGCAACCUCCUGCUUCAUAUGUGGAAAAUGGAGGAAACAAUGGAAGUGGUGAGAGCGGCGCAUGGGGGGAGUCUCUUGAUGAGCUCUACCGGCGAGCCUUGACUGCGAAGAGAGAUUCACAGGCAAAACGAAAGCAAAUCCCGCCAUUUGUACAGAAAUUGAGCAGCUUCUUGGACGAAUCCAAGAAUACAGAGUUGAUUCGAUGGUCCGACGAUGGCAAUUCCUUCGUUGUCCUAGACGAAGAUGAGUUUGCGAGAACAUUGAUCCCCGAGCUCUUCAAACACAAUAACUACGCCUCAUUCGUCCGACAACUGAACAUGUACGGCUUUCACAAGAAGGUCGGACUUUCCGAUAAUUCGAUGCGGGCCAGCGAACGGAAAAACAAGAGUCCCAGCGAGUACGCCAACCCUUAUUUCAAACGAGGCCACCCGGAUUUGCUAUGGCUCAUUCAGAAGCCAAAGAACGCUGGAGGCGGCGGACAUGCAAGCAAACCUAGCAAGGGCGCCGCGCGCGUGAAGACGGAGGAUAUUGAUGAUAAUGACAUGGAUGAUUAUGCCGAAGAGGGUGCACCGGCUGUUCGCGAUAACCGUGCUCCCCGACCACAGCAAUUGUCGUUAGUCACGGACGGCUCUGUACCCAACGAUCAACUUUCUGGGGUAUAUCGCGAACUUCAGGCGAUUCGUCAACAGCAGUCAAUCAUCUCAACCACAAUCACCAGGCUGCGGAAAGAACACGAGCAACUCUAUGCGCAGGCAGCCAACUUCCAGGAGCAACACACUCGCCAUGAGAACUCCAUCAAUGCCAUUCUAACAUUCCUUGCAACCGUAUAUAACCGCAGUUUGCAGGGAGAGGGUGGGCCACAGAACCUCGCGAAUUCUUUCGCAGGAGCCAUUUCGCAGGACCAAGGAAACAUUGUGGAUGUUGAUGAUGACUAUCUUACCAAUGCCCUAGGAUCAAUGACUAGCCCCAGCGCCCAGAGAACAAUGAAGAAGCCGCCGCUGCUUUUGAAGGCUCCGCCUGCAGCGGACGCGUAUGCUCGGUCCUCCACAAUUUCACCAUCAGCCAGUGGCUCCUAUGACACGCGGUCUCGGGGCCAUACUCGACAACCCAGCGCCAACCGGCACGGCCAUGUGGAGGAGGUCUUUGACCACAGCCCCCGCUCAAGUGCUCCGACCGUUACUCCGGGACAGCCGACAGACGAGAACCCUCAACAGGACAUUAUGUCUGUAAUCCAAAACUCCAAUGCACGCAACGGGCUCUCAACGAACUUCUCCGAGUUCCCAAAUGUGCUCUCCUCCCUCGAAAAUCAUGGUGGUAAUGUUCCCCUUACGGCAAAUCAACGCGCCGAUAUGCUUCGACUCAUGGCCAACGAAACAAAUUCAUCAGAACCCAACGCUGGCGUAUCACCCAACAAUGCGCUCAUCUCGCCGAAUCCACCAGCCAUGCCGCACAACUACUCGGGCAGGCUAGCCAGCACACGACAAGAGAUCGACAACCUAGUCAAGAUGCAAGCUGAGCAGGAUCGUUCUGUCCAGAACUUGACUAGUCUUCUCCAGCCGCUGAGCCCGAAUGGCACCAUUCCCGGUAUCGACAGUGAGGGCAAUGUACCUCCACCGCCGCUUGACCUCGACCAAAUCUUCAACAACGACUACUUCACCGACAUUGGAGAUGCAGGUUCCGAUAUGAAGAAACAGGCCGAGAAUCCAAUGAGCCACUUGGGGGCAGGCCAGAAUACACACGAUCCUGUUGAGACCGUCCAGGGCGAUGAGGGAGACACCAACGACCUGUUCGAUUUCGAUCACAUCCCCGCCGAGCCUGAUCUCUUUGAAACCCCCCAUAAUGGGCAGGGAGAUCCCACCUACAGCUAUGGCUUCGACGGUGCCGGCUACGAUGAAUCUGGGCGUGUGAUCGAGCAACUGACGGAUAGCGAAACCACCAGUCCCGCAGCCACGGAGAAUUCAGGCGAAGCUGUAAAUGAUGGCGGCAGUGCGACGAAACGGCGCAGAAAGGCGUGA